Molecule: messenger RNA, 1785 nt
Organism: Drosophila ananassae
Lineage: Eukaryota; Metazoa; Arthropoda; Insecta; Diptera; Drosophilidae
Product: succinate--hydroxymethylglutarate CoA-transferase
Exons: 1
Coding region: 235-1587 (450 amino acids)
Molecular function (GO): catalytic activity
Source: RefSeq, a predicted model, not a curated record
CAAGAGAGCGAAAUAUAGAUAGAAAAGAUAAGAGAACCCCCUCUGUAGGCUGUUUUGUGUUCCAAUGGAGGGUCUCUUGUCAGUGCCGAUAAAAGUUCCCCCGGAUCGAGUUGGGUCGCAAAACUUUCCACAGGCCCCCGAACCUGCCACGCGUAGAACAAGAUAGUCGCCGGAUUAGCUGACCGGCAACCCAAAACACCACCCCACCCCCCAGCACCACGGUGACCACGCACAAUGGGCAUGUUUCUGGCACAGAAUAGGCUACUCUGCCGGGGCUUUGUCAAUAACAGAGUUUGCUUGCAGAGCUUGAGAAACUUUGCAGCCGCUACCGAUAACACCAAAAACAAGAACACCACGACCGGCAACAACAAUGAUAGCACGGCCUCUGUGAACGACAGCCACCCCCUGCAGGGGGUUCGGAUAUUGGACCUCACGCGCAUCAUUGCCGGCCCCUACUGCACCAUGGUGCUGGCCGACCUGGGGGCGGAGGUCAUCAAGGUGGAGCGUCCCAACUUCGGUGACGAAUCCCGCAAAUGGGGACCACCCUUUCUGGAAAACAGUACAGAUUCCGCCUACUUCCUGGCCCCGAAUCGCAACAAGAGGAGUGUCUGUAUCGACAUAAAGCGGGGCACGAAGCUGCUGCACAAGCUGGCCGAGAUUAGCGACGUUCUGGUGGAGAACUAUGUACCCGGCACUCUGGAGCGCUAUGGCAUGGGCUACGAGCAACUGAAGAAAGUGAAUCCAAAGCUGAUCUAUUGCUCUUUGACGGGGUAUGGGUCUGUGGGACCGUAUGCGAAGCGACCGGGCUACGAUGUGAUUGCCUCUUCGGUCGGAGGACUCCUGCAUAUCACGGGGGAGCGAGACGGGCCACCCAGUAAGGUGGGCGUGGCCGUAACAGACGUGGCCACAGGUCUCUAUGCUCAUGGAGCUAUUUUGGCGGCCCUCUACCAGCGGCAUCGGACGCAACGCGGCCAGAAGAUUGAUGUGAACCUGCUGUCCACCUGCUGCUCCAUGCUCAUCAAUGUGGCCGCCAACUACCUGAACGCCGGAGUUGAAGCGGAGCGUUGGGGCACAGCCCACUCCAGCAUUGUUCCCUACGAAAGCUUCAAGACGCAGGAUGGCUAUCUCACCUUGGGCACCGGAAGCGACGCCCAGUUCCAGGAGCUGUGUAGACGCCUGAACGUGGAGUCCCUCUCACAGGAUGCCAAGUUCAAGACGAAUAAGGAUCGGGUUAAGCACCGUGAGGAGUUGGUGCAACUUCUGGAACGAAUCCUGGCCAAGGACACCUCGCGAAAUUGGAUGCAGUGCUUCGAGGGCGCUUCCUUUCCCGUGGGACCCGUGAACAAUAUACGCGAGGUGUUCGAGGAUGAGCAUAUCCAGGCCAUUGGCCUUGUCAAGACCCUGCCACAUCCCAAGGCCGGCUCCGUUAAGUUGGUGGGACCGCCAGUGGUGUACAGUGAUGCUCGGAAUGAUGCCCGUACAGCUCCGCCGAUGCUGGGCGAGCACACGGACGAAGUUUUGGGAGAGCUACUGGGCUACAAGCAGGAUGAGUUGGCCGAGCUAAGGGAACAAGGUGUUAUUCAAUAGGAUGUGCUGUUUUAUUUUAUCUAUGAAUCUUUUGGAUCCGAAAUUACUCGUUUGGUAUGAAGCCUUAGCUACAGGAAAAAGUGCAUUUUAAUGAACCAUAAAAUUAGAAAUGUUAAAAAGAAAUUGUUGUAAAAUAGCGUAUAAUUUAAUAUAUUUUUUACUGAAAUAACUCGACAAUAAAUUGUUGUUCAAAAAUGA